This is a messenger RNA of Phaethon lepturus (White-tailed tropicbird), 497 nucleotides long. RefSeq lists its product as uncharacterized. Gene Ontology annotation, cellular component: nuclear membrane. Gene Ontology annotation, biological process: fertilization. NCBI's taxonomy places the organism in Eukaryota, Metazoa, Chordata, Aves, Phaethontiformes, Phaethontidae. The annotation marks the transcript as partial. The transcript has a single exon. The record is from RefSeq and is a predicted model, not a curated record.
CCUGCGGCCCCGCAGCCCCGCCGGACAGCGAGAUCCCUGCCCACACCUGCACCGUCUACCGGCCCUGGUUCUCGCCCUACAGCUACUUCAUGUCCACCAAAGGGGCCGCCCAGCAGCGCCUGGGCAGCCUCUCCUCCAGCCUGACUGCCAGAGCCCAGGAGCCCGAGGAGCCCGAUGACUUCUCGGAGAUCGUCUGCUCCUCCUCUGGCUCCUCAGACAAGCCCUGGCCCCCUGAGAGAGACAGGCAGGACAGCGGCAGAGCCAGCAUCACGGUCCGGGACAUCCUCACCGCUUCCCAGUGGCAGCCGGAGCCCCAGAGUGGCUACCAGUGCAUGUCAUGCUGCCGCGUCUUCCCCACGCUGUGGUCGGUCAAGACCCACAUCCAGCACAGCUCCCAGGAGGGCUACAGCUGCAAGGUGUACUACCGCAGGCUCAAGGCCCUGUGGGAGAAGGAGCACAAGGAGCAGGAGGCUGCAGCCCCCAGGGUGCCGGGGUAG